Molecule: messenger RNA, 1641 nt
Organism: Acytostelium subglobosum LB1
Lineage: Eukaryota; Evosea; Eumycetozoa; Acytosteliales; Acytosteliaceae
Exons: 5
Coding region: 1-1641 (546 amino acids)
Molecular function (GO): phosphoprotein phosphatase activity
Source: RefSeq, a predicted model, not a curated record
AUGGAGACAGUCUCUGGGUCCUCCAUACUCAACCUAUUCCCAGACGAUAAGAAGACUACACGGUUGGCGAUCAAACUUGAAGCUGUUUCCAACUUUAGGAAUCUAGGUGGUAUGCCCAUAGAAGGUUCAAGUGGCAAUUUAGUCAUUAGACCUCACGUUAUCAAUAGAUCAGCUUCACCAACCAAUGCCACUGUGAGCGAUGAGUUUUGGCUACUACACGUACUGUCCAUCAAGACAUUGAUCGAUCUGCGAACUACAUGGGAGAACAAGACUAUAUCUCCUGUUAGGAAAUUCGAAGACAACUUUGUACAGUUCUCCAUCAAGGAGGACAAGGAGAAGGAGGGUCGAGGAUCUCCUGCAACAUCCCCAACUGCAGAGAGGAGAAGUCCCUCUCCAAGUAGAGAGCAGAUGCUGAGUGCCUCGUUCGACCCCAAUAGGUCGUCCAGAGUCAAUGGCCAGCAACAGCAGCAACAGCAACAGCAACAGCCUAGACGAUUCAGUUCUGGCCAAAUAGACACAAAGCAUGAUACAACCAGUGAGGCAACAGGCAAUGGAGCAAGUGGACUGGUUGUCAGCACUGGUAGCAACAGCAGCAGUGGCAGUAGUAGUAGCAGCAGUAGCAGCAAUGGUGAUGCCGUUCCCACAAUUCAAGUUCCAACAGAGAGAGAAUUGUUUGAAUUGGAGAUGGAGGAACAGAGGAAUGGAUUCCUUUGGAGGAUAUACAACAGAAACGAGGAUAUGGAGCGACUGAGAUCACAUUCACCUGGAGUAUACAGGAACAGAUAUUGUAUUCCACUAAUCAACAACCAGUUCUUUUUGGAGGGCGUUUAUCAAACUGCCUCUAACGAAACCAAGGUCAAGGUGACAGUGUCAAGAUACUUGUUGUUUAACGACAAGGUUGGAGCAUUCAUGUUGAUGAAUCACUUGAACGAGUUGGGAAUACUUGGAAUGUAUCGACUGACACUACUGUACACCCAAGAGGAACUGCUGACUAUAUUAAGGAUUAUGAAGAACAAGGACAACUACCCUAUCAUGUAUUUCUGUUCACUGGGCAAAGACCGCACUGGAAUGGUGACGGCAAUUCUACUCUCAUGUCUUGGCGUACCCCGCGAUAUUAUUGUCGCCGACUAUGCCAAGUCCGAGGGCAACCUCACUGCACACCUUGAGCAGAUCAAAAAGUACUUCAACCGUGUCGGUUUGGCCAAGGACGAGUUUGUUCGAUCCCCACCAGAGAUCAUGGAUGGUCUGCUAAGUUGGCUGGUGGAGACAUUUGGCUCAAUAGCCAACUAUCUUGAGGUGAUUGGAUUCAAGAAAGAGGAACAAGAACAGCUGCGCAACAACCUGAUCGUCACUAAAGAGGAGUACAACCAACUGGUGAGUCUAUCACAUCUCACCAAUCUCACAGACCUACAAAAGCGACACGACGACUAUGUGAGCAGCCAAUCCAACCGAAGGACCUCUGCCAACCCAUUCAAGGAUUCAAGACUCUGGAGGAGACAGAACAAGGAGGAGCGAGGUGCUGCAAAUUUAUUCUACCCCAGGGACAAGAUCCGAACAUAUGGGAGUUCAAAGUUACAGGACAACGGAACUGUUGUUGGUGACAAAUUUAUUCUGCAGAAGAUCGAUGGCAUUCUAGAAUGA